AUGUCUCUCCAGAUGGCCAUUUCGAAGGCUCGGGCGGCCCUCUCAGUAGCUCAUCGCCUUUUCAACCUCACGCGCGGCCUCUUCCUCUCCUCGCAAGAUUUCCAUAUCCUGAAUAAGGAUAUCAAGACACUGGCAGAGAUCCCACAACAACCAUGGGUGGGGACGUUGGCCGGUUGCAACAAAUUCGUUUCGAAUAACCCGGGCUCGGCUCUGGAUCAACCGAGCUUCGCGAAUGAUGGGUCGGCGAGCACGAACCCGCCAGGAUCGACUUAG
Penicillium mononematosum is the source of this 273-nucleotide messenger RNA. RefSeq lists its product as uncharacterized. The transcript has 2 exons. The record is from RefSeq and is a predicted model, not a curated record. NCBI's taxonomy places the organism in Eukaryota, Fungi, Ascomycota, Eurotiomycetes, Eurotiales, Aspergillaceae. Bases 1 to 273 code for a protein of 90 amino acids.